Ananas comosus (pineapple) is the source of this 1492-nucleotide messenger RNA. Its product is annotated as pathogenesis-related protein 5-like. The record is from RefSeq and is a predicted model, not a curated record. Gene Ontology annotation, cellular component: extracellular region. The coding region runs from base 390 to 1307 and encodes 305 amino acids. Gene Ontology annotation, biological process: defense response. Lineage: Eukaryota; Viridiplantae; Streptophyta; Magnoliopsida; Poales; Bromeliaceae. The transcript is spliced from 3 exons.
AGCAGUUAUUGGUUUUAUUCUGGGUUCAUGUAAAGAGCUAUUGGUAUAAUUAGGGUGCUGUAAUGUAAAAUACUGUUAGUUUUGCUGUGAGAGGUAUGUUUUUAACUAUCUUAAUUCCUUUCAAUAUAACAAAAGGUAUUGCUUUAUUGUGAGGCCACCCAAUGAAUGAAAAAUACUAAACCCACAUCCCUCUACAUGCGCCAGAGGACCUCUUAAUGCAAAGCAAUCUCAGGGGAAAAAAGCCUUCAAACACUUCCCCCUCUUCCCAUUCCAUCUCUUCAAACACCUUCCAAUCUCUCCAACUUUAAAACUUCCCCCAACCCCCCCCCAAUGCUUCCCCCUUUCCCCCUCCUCUCACCACCACCACCACCAUCAUUCCAAUUCAUUCAAUGGAAACAGAAACCUCAUAUUCUAUGCUCUUCUCCUUUGUUUCAAUCUUUGUUCUUAUGUUCCAACCUUCAAUGUGUUCUACUUCUUUCACUGUAUCUAACAAUUGCCCUCGGACCAUUUGGCCCGGGACUUUGGCCGGGGCGGGGACACCGCAGUUGCCGACAACCGGGUUCAGGCUCGACUCGGGCCAGACCGUGCGAAUACUCGCCCCGCCGGGAUGGUCGGGCCGGAUUUGGGCUCGAACCGGAUGUGAAUUCGACAGCGACGGGGCAGGCAUUUGCCAGACGGGAGAUUGCGGAGGACGAAUGGAGUGCGGCGGUGCUGGGGCCCUCCCUCCGACCACGUUGUUCGAGAUCACUCUCGGGAAGGGCACCGACGAGGACUACUACGACGUGAGCCUCGUCGACGGGUACAAUCUACCAGUCGUCGUCGUCCCGAGGGUACAACACGGCAGGUGCAAUGCAACUGGGUGCAUUACGGAUCUCAACCGUGGUUGCCCGAGGGAGCUGCAGGUGGAGUGCGGGGACGGGGUGGUGGCGUGCAAGAGCGCGUGCGAGGCGUUCGGUCUCGACCAGUACUGCUGCAGCGGAGAGUUUGCGAACCCCAGUACUUGCAAGCCGUCCUUCUACUCGUCGAUCUUCAAAACUGCGUGCCCGCGAGCCUACAGCUAUGCUUUCGACGACGGAACCAGCACUUUCACCUGCAAGGCCUAUGACUACACCGUUGUCUUCUGUCCUCCAGCUACUGGGUAUAUAUAUAUGAUGAAGAGGUCAGAUGAUACAUUGGUUGGCCAACCUGUCGACGGUGGGGAUCAUAGUAGAGAUCAAUCGUUGGAGAUGGCCUCAUCUUCAAGCAAAAGAUCCUUCCACAAAUUGCUGCUUCUUCUAGGCUUGCUAAACAUGAUAAUGAUUAAUUAAUUAAUUAUUUGAGAAAAUUAUUACAAGCUAGAGAAAGUAUUAUGAGCUUAGAAGGUGAAAAGGAAAGAGAAUAUGGUCACAAUUCUUUAGAAUGUGUAAGAUUAUUAUGAGAUUUGGGAAAUUAAUAGAAAGGUUCUCCAAAUAUUUUUCGCAAGACCAUCGACAAACUCAUAAAUUCAAGAAAA